Molecule: messenger RNA, 662 nt
Organism: Centruroides sculpturatus (bark scorpion)
Lineage: Eukaryota; Metazoa; Arthropoda; Arachnida; Scorpiones; Buthidae
Exons: 1
Coding region: 17-493 (158 amino acids)
Source: RefSeq, a predicted model, not a curated record
AGAGCGCGAUAUCAAAAUGGAGAGGCAGUUUAACCGGAAACAGGGAGCCCGAGAGCGAAAAUUCACUACUAAAGAGCUCGUCUACGCACGACACCGACGCUCUCAAAAUUGGCAGCCGGGAACAAUUAAAUGCAAAACCGGAAACACCGUAUACGAGGUGGAAAUGGCCGACGGAUCAACUCGGCGAUUUCACUCCAAUCAGCUAUUACGGAGACAAUCUUCUCGACCUCAGCCCGAGGAUGACCCCCUCGCCGUCAUCGCAGAAGCCUUCUCCAUCCCUCUACGUCCCGCUCCGACUCCAGACUCAACACAUCCGGUUGAAAGACCAGCCCAGCAGGACGAUGAGUCCCCGCCGUUCGAGAGACCAUGCACCGUCGAAGAAACGCCGCCCGAGAGAUCAACACCACAGCCUCCACGUCGGUCAGCCCGUACUCGAGUUCCGAUGGGACGGCUUCAGAUAAUCCCUUAUCGAAAAAACUAUUACGCGGCAUAAACCGCCAAUUCGGACAGUUGUUUUUCUCUUUCUUAAAAGGGGAGGUGUUGGGUCAGGUGUUUACCACGUGUUGGAUCAGGUGUUUACCACAUGUGAACACCUAACGACCGGGGUUCAAUCUGGAACCCAUAAAGUGACAUUUACGUGUGAGUGCGACAUUCGGGGUUGU